CGCGUCCCGCCGACCUGCGCCGCCUGCUGGCGGGCCUGCUGCGCCGCGCGCUCGCAGGUACCACUUACUCUGCAUCUGUCUGGUGAACACACAGUAUCAUGAUUUUAGUAAUCUUAUAGCUUUAGCCAAAUAGAGGUUUAACCUUAACACAAUCAUUGCCAUCCAAUUUAUAAUUUUUGCGGUCUCCAACUUACCUCUUUUGACGAGUGAGUUUUGAUGCCAACGUGACAGCGUCAUUGUAAGUAUUCGUGCGCGGAAAGAUAGUGUUUAUUGAUCGUUGGUGGCGCGGUGCGUGUGUGAGGUGGUGUUGUGGGCGACAUGGGCUAUCUGCUGGAGAGAUGUCCCGUAGUGCACCACUGCUGCGGACUGCCGCUGCGCGCGGCAGCGCUGGGAGUGGCCUUGCUGGGGUUGUGUCUGGCGGCCGCGUACCUGGCGCUGUUCAGCCAGGCGGGCGCGGGCUGGGUGCGCGAGCUGGCCGGCGGCGGCAGCGUGGCGGCGGCGCUACGCUACGUGCACGGCGUGCUGGGCGUGCUGCUGGCGGCCCUGCACGCGCUGCUGCUGCUGGGCGCGGCGGCCGAGAGCGACGCGCUGUGCGACGUGUACGCGUGGGGCAUGCUGGCGUGCGGCGCGGGCGCGGUGGCGGGCGCGGCCACGCUGGCGGGCGCCGCCGCCGCCGCCGCGCGGCGCGGGACGCAGGCCGCGUCGCCGGCGCUGCGCGAGGCGCUGCACACGCUGCGCGACGCCUGGCCCGAGCCGCGCUCGCUGCUCAGCCGCUGGUGA
Trichoplusia ni (cabbage looper) is the source of this 780-nucleotide messenger RNA. RefSeq lists its product as uncharacterized. The record is from RefSeq and is a predicted model, not a curated record. The coding region runs from base 319 to 780 and encodes 153 amino acids. The transcript is spliced from 2 exons. Lineage: Eukaryota; Metazoa; Arthropoda; Insecta; Lepidoptera; Noctuidae.